CAUUUCAAUAAAGUUUUUGUGCGUGGGCGAUGUGCGUGCUUUAGUUUUGGAAAUUCUCAAGAAAAGAUUCGCGUUGCAUUCACAACAAUUGAAAGGGAACAUGUUCUUGUGCCCAGUUCAGCCAGCUCUGGAAAGGUAGUUGGAUAUGACGAGGACCAUCGAUGGGGCGCCAGAGGAAUAGCAAACAAUCUGCAUUUUCGCUGUUUGUACAAGAAUGGCGCAAACUGAGAGCAAACAAUCUGCAGUGGAAGGAGUGCAUCCAUUUGGCCGGACCGGCGUGGCAGAAAAUGAGUCCAGAGGAACGCCAGCCAUACCGCGACGCAGCUCGUCAACUCAAAGCAGGCACAGUUCCCAGUGCACAGUUGCAGAGAGACGCUGACCAGGAACAAAUGCAUAUGGAAGUAGAGAAUAUUGUGCGAUAUAGUGCCCAGCGAGCAGUAUUGGAAACCCAAAGCUAUUACUUUAUUAUGGUUAAUUACUUCACAAAAGACAGCUAUACGCCCGCGGAACUGGCCGUUGUCCAGUUCACUCUGAAGCAUGGCAUGCGGAAUAUAUAUCAUACCCUGAUCAAUCCUGGCUCCACUGUCCAUGAAUCACAAUAUGAGACCCAGGAGCAUGUGAAGGCCACGCAUCAGUUGCCGCUUCCACCUAAUGCUUUGGGUAAUGACGACUUGGACGGUAUUCUGGCAGAUUUGCUUAAGUUCGUACGAUUGGAAUGUGGACCUGAGGCUGAACUUUCGCCCAUGUUUACUUUGGAAAGCCAAAUAUCAGUUGUCAACAAUGCCCUUAAGUUUCUUAAUGGUGGCGUGGCUAGCCAGCUCAGCGUCUACCCCAUAGAAUAUCUUUUCUAUGUAUUGAAGAAAGCGACGUGUGAGGCUGGCAUGUUGCCGCCUCCAGCAUCCAUUCACAUCACUACUGCCCAAUUCAAUCUGGAUCCGCAUGAAUUUCUAUCGGACAUCGGCUGCGAAUUCCACCAGCAGCGCGAUCUUACGGCGCAUUGCUCCAAAUCGUAUGUUACGCGCUGGGCCUUCGCUUUUGCUGGUUACAUGUGCUCUGAAUUGGCUAUAAAAAUGCUUCCAAAUCGUCACAUGCCCAGCCAUACCGAGAACCGUCUAGACAUGGGUCAGCCACCGAACAAUGAUAAGCAGAAAGAUCUUGUGCAAGAAGGUGACCAUAGACGCAGUGAAAACGCUGAGCCAUCAGACGUGACACACAUAAAAAAAGAACCUAUGAUAGAUUAUGAAGAGUUUAUAAAUCCAGAUGCGGUGGAUGCUCUUAAUAGUCUUGAUUUGGAUAACAUUUUUGAAGACGACGAUAGCUGGGGAUUAGAUGCAGCUACUUUAAAGCAUACAAACGUUGGGGAGAAUGACUAUUCCAAAGAUGGAGAAAGUAUUAUGGAUGAUGGUCGUGCAAAGAUCGAAGAUAGGAAUAAGGCGGAUGACUGCGAAAAAGCACCGCCGCCGCCCCCGAGUAUAGCUGAAGACCUCGCAGAGGAUUGGGCCAUAUUUACGCGAAGACCUAAAAAACAACAGACUGAUUGUGAUAGCGAUCAAUUUAGUAUUAAUGAAUUAUCUGUGGAUGAAACAGAUGAGUCCUUCGAAAACAAAUCGGAAGAAAGAGAAUGCCUGAAUUUGCGACCGCAUUCAAAAACCAAGUCCGUGACAGAUGACAGGGAAAGGGAUAGAUUCUAUCGUCGAGAAAUUAACUCGCAAUCACGUUGGCGCUCUAGCUCACGGUCCCGUUCACGGUCCUUGAAUCGCGAUAGUCGAUGCCAUCGACGAAUUUCCUCGCCUAGAAGAAACGCUCGUGGGCGAUCUCGUUCUUCAAGUCGCACAAUCUGGGACCGAAAUGCUUCACGUGACAACGUGAGUCGCAUGCCCUCACGUAGUCCACGAAGAGUAAAGUAUGAGAGAAAACAAGAAUGGCGCAAAAGAGAAACCAGCGGGCACAAAAUGGAGCUGUCACCCUCCAGAUCAAAGCCACAUUCAAAGAGCGUUACCUUAAAAUAUUCCAGAAGCGGCAGUGGCGGCAGUAAAAAGGCAAUAUUAUCACCAAGGACCUCACAUAAAGGCGAUGUUAAAGACUUAAGCAAAAAACCAUAUACUCGAGAUUGUUCUCCAGACGUUUCCCCUCCAAAAUAUCGAGGUGCAUUGAAUGACUCCAAGGAGAGACUUGAUCAUCGAAAACCGACGCACAACCACAAAAAUGUACAAAAAGGCUUGGUUCCACUUAAUGAAGCUCCUGGUAAAUCAGCUAUAACAAAUGUGGAGCUUUCAAGACCAGUCUCAGAAAAUGUGGAGUUUUCCAAAACGGUUUCUUCAAUUUCUGCGGUUUCGAGACGUUUUUCGCGAAUGCUGCCUGCUUACAACAGCCAUGCCGUCGGGGAAGGGAGCUCUCAUCCAAUUCCAUCCCAUAUUCCAGCUUUUGCCGUUCACACCACGUACAACAGCUACCAUAAUGGACCUGAACCCGGAUCCUACUAUCAAUUACAGGAACCCAUGAGCUUCCAGCAAGCGCAAUACCAACUACACCAACACCGUUUGGAAAUAGCGAAGUUCAAUUACUUGCCAGAGAAUGACUUGCGGCAUCGCAUACCAGGCCGUAGCGAAUUCCCAAGUCAGAUGGUCAAUUAUUCGCGGGAACAGCACUUUGCCUAUCAGUACCAAGCAUCAGCCUGGGGAUGUCAUAGCUUGAUCCCAUGGCAUGGUGGAUACGGAAGCUAUUUACCCAAUAACUACUAUUAAGUGUAUUAAAUAACUUAGCAUGUAGUGUACAUUUUGCUCAGAAACUAAGAGCCUAUAGAAUUGUUUUUAAAGAGAGCUAUGCUUCAGUGAGAAUAAUGAGCAUUCUGGUAUUGAUUUCACAAAUGAAAAAAGAUAAGAUAGGGUUUUAAGUAUAAGAGGGGGACGAGUUUAAGUUAAGUCAAAAGAGUGUAGCUUUAAGUAUACCCUGUACCCAUUGAAAGUGGGUAUGACGCGUAUGAAGCGUGUAUUAAAAGGAAGUGAUUUAAAGUGUGAUUUAAAAUGAAGAUUUUGAUCACACAUUUUUAUUCCUUGUUAUUUCUAUUCGAGUAAUAUCAUAAGAAAGUGUAUACAAUUCCUUGCUCUUCUUGGAAGAGAAGGGGUCAUCCAUCAUUGAGAUCCAGAUUGCCUUUAGGCAGCCCUUUUGCUAGUUCUCUAUGAAGCUGAUUCCUAUUCAUACCCCAAUCGUUCCUAGAAAGCUAUUCCAAUGCUGGCAAGAUUUCUUUUGUGUGUUGGAACCAGGCUUGUUAAUUCUGGGAAAGAUCGCUUAAACUCUAAGGAAAAACUUAACAAAUAAAUUCUUGUUGAAUUGCAGCACUUUUUAUGACAAUCAAUACAAUGACAAUCACUUAAUAAAGAUACUUUAUUCUCAUACUUCAAUUUUCUAACAAUUCGUACUUAAUUUAAAAUUGAAUUUCUCCAGAGCCUUA
Molecule: messenger RNA, 3451 nt
Organism: Drosophila novamexicana
Lineage: Eukaryota; Metazoa; Arthropoda; Insecta; Diptera; Drosophilidae
Exons: 3
Coding region: 162-2744 (860 amino acids)
Biological process (GO): negative regulation of DNA-templated transcription; spermatogenesis; piRNA processing
Cellular component (GO): P granule; nucleus
Molecular function (GO): sequence-specific DNA binding
Source: RefSeq, a predicted model, not a curated record